This is a messenger RNA of Balaenoptera musculus (blue whale), 6864 nucleotides long. Its product is annotated as E3 SUMO-protein ligase PIAS3. The transcript has 14 exons. NCBI's taxonomy places the organism in Eukaryota, Metazoa, Chordata, Mammalia, Artiodactyla, Balaenopteridae. Bases 2061 to 5108 code for a protein of 1015 amino acids. Gene Ontology annotation, molecular function: actin binding; transcription coregulator activity; zinc ion binding. The record is from RefSeq and is a predicted model, not a curated record. Gene Ontology annotation, biological process: regulation of transcription by RNA polymerase II; protein sumoylation.
AAAAAAAAAAAGAAUGAAGACAGACUUGGGUUUAAAUCUAAGCUCUACCACUUAAAUCUUGCUUGACCUUGAACAGAUUUAACUUCUCAAUGUCUUGACUUUUUUGACUUUAAACUUAUUAGGGUUGUGAGGACUAAAUGAGAUGAUUCAAGUAAAGUGAACAUAUAGUAAGUACUUAAUAAAUAGUAACUAUUUUUAUAGUUACCUGGCCUAUUAGGCUGGGACAACCAUUCUGUGCCAUGCUGGUGAGUUAUUUUGUGGCAGGAGGCUCCAUGGUGGCCCUUAGUACAAUUCACAUAGGCUAUAGUUUGAUGAACAUUUAUGGAGCACACUUGUUUCUGGGGCAAGGACUGAGGCCAUGGUUAUGUUGACAGACUUCCCCUCUUUAUCCCCAGUCAGCCUGCAAAGGGAGAUGGAUAUCCUUGAGGACUGGUUCAUCUAAUUCUCUCUCCACAUGAUUAAAAAAGUACUUUUAAUAUUUUUCUCCACCUAGAGAUCCCUCUCUUCUCUAUUCCUCAGCACCAGAAAGGGACUUUCUCUAACCCCAACCUAUUCUUCAAAAAGCCUGUUACCUCUUUCUUCCUUUGAAGCAGAGCCAGUUUGAGAAGCAACUGUAGAAACACCAGACUCUCCUCAGACACACAGGUGUUGCUUUCUUCUCAUCGUUGCUCCUUUGUUCCUUUAUUCAUUCUUUUGUUCAUUCACUCAUCAGACAUUAAGCACCUAAUAUAUGCUAGGCAAUUUGAAUAAUAUAAAAUGCAACUCCUACCAUCAAAGAGCCCAGUCUAGUAGGGGAAACAAACAUGUAAACAUAUAAUGGAAAAUACAGAGACCUGGUUGCUAGAUGACAUAUCAGUAUUAGAAAUGUGUCGCACACAAGAGGCACACUUUUUUAGGUGAGGUUGGAGGGAUUUUAAAAGUUUACAGAAAAAAAAAAAAAGUCUUGAGGGGCCACCAAGUGUGAGAGGAGGCAUUCCAGGGAGGAUUAAUCACCAGUCGGGAAGGGAAUUGUAGUAGAUUAGAGCAGCCUGAGCAUUAGACUGUUUGUGAAAGUAGUGAGAGAUGAGACUUGAACAGGCAGAGUGCAGCUCCUGAAGAGCCUAGUAAACCACGUUAAGAACUCUGAACUUUAUCCUGUAGGCUUUCAUAUGCAUUUGAGUGUGCUCUCUCUGACUGAAGGGAGGAGAAAAGAGAGACGGGUAGACUGACUGUUCAAGCACGAAUUGCUGAGAAUCUGAAUUUAAAGGGCAGUGGAAAUAGUGAAGACAGUUUUGUGAGUAUUUUUGUGGAAGGGAAUGCUUAAAAUAAAAAAAAAAAUCGCUCUUCUCCCUGUGCCCUUUUCUAACGUAGAGGUGCGUUGGGAUAUUAGGCCUGGUUCCCUUUCUCCACGUUGCGGUGGGUCGUGCAUCAUCCACGUUCAGUCCUUUGCUCGGCACUACAAUCUCCUCCCGUUUCCAAACUGCUCUCUUCAAAUCCUUCUUUGUGCCCGGGUUUUUGGCCGCGGAAUGGUGGGAGGAAGCAGAAGUAACUAAGUUGGCAAACGUCUCUGGAUAGAAUCAAAUCGUCGUCACCAGUGGUUAAAUGCGACAGUUGCUAAGAGGCGUGCACGCCGGGAGACUCCUGCGGCUGCGCUCCGGGGGGCGGGGCUGAGGCGGGGCUUGGGGUGGAGCCGCAGCCUGGAACUGCGGGGAGGGGCGGGGCGGGGCAGGGGGAGGAGUUUUAGCCGGAGCCCGGGUCUGGGGACUUGGGAGUCCCUUUUGCGAUUGAGCAGGUCGGAGCUGGGGGUGGGUUCGGUUUGGGAGGGUGAGGUUUGAGACCAAGCCCCCGCGGGGACUGCAGGAUUUUUGCCUCCGCAACGGCGGAGUGCGGCUGGGCCAGGGGCGGAGUUUUAAGCCCAGCCCUCGGAUUCUUGCUUCUGAUUGAACGGGGUGGGUCCUGGGGCGGGUCCCGGUUUGCUUUUGACAGCUCUCUUACACAGCUGCAGACGAGUCCGGUGGGUUCAGGAACUUGUGACCCCGCUCUCCGCGCGUCCCCGUCCCCCCGCGGCCCCGGCCCCGGCCAUGAAGCGCAUCUUCUCCUGCUCCAGCUCACAGGUGGCGGUGGAGAGAUGGAACCGCCGUGAUCAGAAGCUUCUGGAGGCAGUGCAGCGGGGGGACGUGGGAUGCGUGGCUGCUCUGGCCUCCAAGAAAUCUGCCCGACCCACCAAGCUAGACUCGAACGGCCAGUCCCCGUUUCAUCUGGCAGCCUCCAAAGGCCUGACAGAAUGUCUGACUAUACUACUUGCAAAUGGGGCUGACGUCAACAGCAAGAAUGAGGAUGGGAGCACCGCCCUGCACUCGGCCACCAUUUCCUGCCAGCCACAAUGUGUCAAGGUCCUGCUGCAGCAUGGUGCCAAUGAAGAUGCUGUAGAUGUGGAAAAUCGUAGUCCACUGCACUGGGCAGCCUUCUCUGGCUGUGCCUCAAGCGUGCUCCUCCUGUGUGAUCACGAAGCCUUCCUGGAUGUCCUGGAUAACGAUGGACGUACACCCCUGAUGAUUGCAUCGCUGGGUGGUCACGCAGCUAUCUGCUCACAGCUACUGCAGAGAGGCGCCCGGGUUAAUGUCACUGACAAGAAUGACAAAUCGGCUCUGAUCCUGGCCUGUGAAAAAGGCAGCACUGAGGUGGCUGAACUGCUCCUGAGCUAUGGAGCAGAUGCAGGGGCGGUGGACAGCACGGGGCAUGAUGCUUUGCAUUAUGCUCUACGCACACAAGACAAGAUACUGUGGAGGCUGCUGCGGCAGGCCCUGAACCGGCAGGGGCGGGGAGGUCAGGGGUUAGUUCAACAUCCAGAUCUUGCAUCCCAGGCCUCUCCAUCUGAGCCUCAGGUGGGUUCUCCAUGGAGAGCGGAGCCUGAGGAGGAGCAGGAGGAAGAAGAGGAUGAAGAUCCAUGUUCAGAGGAGUGGAAGUGGAAGUAUGAAGAGGAGCACAGGAAAGUUUCCCAGUUGGAGCAGGAGCUGCUGCGAAAUACGGAAGAGUGUAAGGCUCAAUCUGCAGCUUAUUUGGGCCUGGAGAACCAGAUUCAAGAACAGGUUCAGGAGCUGGGGCUCCUCCUAUCGCAAGAGCCCGGAGCUCCAGGAGACCAGGGCUCUAGUCUCCGGCCUGGAGGAGAUGGCAUGGAGCAGGGUCGUACCCUCGACCUGCUGGCUAAGUGCAUACAAGAGCUAAAGAAGCAGCAACAGGCAGCAGCCGCAGCUGCAGCAAAGCCAGUAGUAGCUUCCAAGAGGGCUGAGCAUUCAGCUGGAGGGGUGAUCCAGUAUGAAGCCCAUGGAAGGUCCCAACCAGAAGAACAGGAGCCACCCCAGAGCCCAAGGUCUGAGACCACUGGGAAAUCCACAGGACAGCAACCGACCACCAAUGGUGGGCAGGCCCUUGGCCCUGAUCAUACUGACCAGCUGCAUGCUGGCCAGAAGGUGAGGCCCCAGGCCCCAGGGGCUGAACCAACAGGCACAGUGGCUGAACCAGUGCGCACAGCAGCCAUGAACCAGCUCCUGCUACAGCUGAGGGAGGAGCUGGCUGCCGUGUGGCGAGAAAAGGAUGCAGCCCGGGGGGCUUUAUCAAGACCAGACCCGGAGGGAGCUCUGGGGACUUCCCGGGCUGAGGCCGCAGCAGCAGCCUGGGAGAAGAUGGAGGCCAGGCUGGAGCGGGUGCUGGUGAGGCUGGAUUGGGCAAAAGCAGGAUUACAGAUGAAACCUGAGGCCCCUGCCCAGGAGCCCAGAGAGGGAGCCCCAAAGGCAGGCCCAGGGGCCAUCACCAAAGAGGGUGAAGGGAAGGAGGAAGGGGCUCCUGGGGCCUGGGGAGAGCCUCUAGGGGCCCCUGGAGGGGAACAGAUGCCAGGAGGGGGCCUGGCGGAGGGACAGCUGGAGAAGGAGGUGUCAGCACUGAGGCUGAGCAACAGUAAUUUGCUGGAGGAGUUGGGGGAGCUGGGCCGGGAGCGGCGGCGGUUGCAGGGGGAGCUGCCGUCCCUGAGCCAGCGGCUACAGCGGGAGUGCGUGCCCAAGCCAGAGGCGCAGGUCCGGCUACAGCGGGAGUGCGUGCCCAAGCCAGAGGCGCAGGUCCAGCUACAGCAGUUGUGGUGGAGCGUGGGGCUGCUGACAGAUGAACUGGCCCUGGAGAAGGAGGCCACCGAGAAGUUGCGGAAGCGCCUGGCCUCCCAGAGCAGAGGCCUCCGGGGACUGUGGGACUGCCUGCCCCCGGACCUGGUGGGCAGGGGGAGUGCACGGUGCCCAGCAGCUGAGCCCCUGGAGGAGCUGCAGGCCUGCGUCAGCGCCCUGGUGGCCAGGCACCGCGAGGCCCAGCAGGUGCUGGCUCGGCUAGAAGAGGAAAACCAGCAGCUGCGGGGCUCCCCUGCCCAACGUGGGGAACCGGGCACCUCCUCAGAGGCCUCAGCGUCCCUCCAAGUUGAAGCUCUGGAGCAAGACCUGGGGAAGCUGGAGGAAGAGCUGCGGGCGGUUCAGGCCACGAUGAGCGGGAAGAGCCAGGAGAUCGGGAAGCUGAAGCAGCUGCUCUACCAAGCCACGGAGGAGGUGGCUGAGCUCAGGGCCCGGGAGGCGGCCAGUCUGCGGCAGCACGAGAAAACUCGGGGCUCACUGGUGGCCCAGGCCCAGGCUUGGGGCCGGGAGCUAAAGGCCCUGCUGGAAAAGUAUAACACGGCCUGCCGGGAGAUGGGUCGGCUGCGGGAGACGGUGGCCGAGGAGCGGCGCAGGAGCGGGGACCUGGCCGCGCGCGCGGCGGAGCAGGAGCGCCAGGCCAGCGAGCUGCGCUUGCGCUCCGAGCAGUUGGAGAAAACGGCGGAGCUGCUGAAAGAGAAGGUGGAGCAUCUCAUCGGGGCCGGCCGGGACAAGGAGGCCAAGAUCAAGGAAUUGUUGAAGAAGUUGGAGCAGCUUUCAGAGGAGAUUCUAGCAGUUCGGGGAGAAAAUGCUCACCUUGCCCGACAGCUGCAAGAUUCCCAGAAGAACCACGAAGAGAUCAUCUCCACCUAUAGGAAUCAUCUGCUGAAUGCUGCUCAGGGCUACAUGGAACAGGGUGUGUACAAUAUCCUACUGCGAAUCCUCAGCAUCCAGGAGGAGUGAGGCAUCCUGUGCCCUGAAAAACAUGGGAUCUCUCUGUUGGAAUAGAGCAUCCCUGGUUGCCAGAGCCUCCAACGGGCUGUGGUGGGUGGUGGGUUGGCCACUAUGGGUGUGUGGGUGGGGCUUCACCUGACGUUAUGGACCACAGACCUGAGAACCUGAACCCUGGAAUCAGCAUGCAUGAGAUCAGAGGAGGUGUGCAUGGAAGCCAGCUCUGUGGAGAAUAAAGCAGGAGGCAGGAUGAUGUUGGGUGUCAUUGUCUUUACUGCCUAAAGGGGCAUGGGGGAAGGAAUCUUUUUCAUUCCUUUUUGAUCACAAAUGGCCCCAUAAGUUAGCUGCUUUCAAACUUUGAUUAUGAUCCAUAGUAACAAAUACAUUUUACAUCCUGUGUGUACAUACCUGAAAUAAUAUUUACCCUUACUAUUUCUAUUCUGUUCUAUAUUCCGUCAAAAAAUAUUGGUUACAAUACAUCCACUAAUGGGUCAAGACCCAGUUUGAAAAACAGCAUUCUCACAGUUUGAAAAACAGCCCUCUGUAAAAAUGGAGAUUGACAUUCUUCCUUUCUCUUUCUCAAAUCUGCUUCUUACUGACUGACACACCUCUAAUCUUUUUCUCUACCUUGGGACUCCUCAGUCCACUAUCUUUUUUAAGAAGGAUAGAUGUAGAGUCCUAGAUUUUCUUCAAGAUGUACAAUCUAAAAUAUUCUAUCAUGUGUUAAACCAUGUGUCUAGAUUUGAGGUGCAUGGUCUUAUGUAGUCAGUGUUCUUUGCCCCAGGUGCAAAGAGGGAUGAAAAGUCUGAUUCCUGGAAGAGGGAAGAAGGGAUACUCAGCUUUGGCUUCUUCCCCCCAGUUCUGUUCUCAGGCUGAAAAAAUGUAUCUCUUUGGGCCACUUCCCCUGGGUCUCCUCCCCUUCCUGCCCCUCCACCAGCCAGACUGCUAGGUGAGAGUGAGGCAAGUGAGUUCCUCCAAAAUCUGGAAUUGCAGUUUGGUGGCCGCCACACUGAUCCCUCCCAGUUCCUUCUCGCAGCCCGCCCCCUGCUGGGUUAUGCUGGGUCAGGCGGCAGCGGUUUGGCAGUAGAGACUGACUGGGCUGAGAGAAGAGUGGGGAGGGGCCGUCGUGGAAGACAGGGGGCCACUGGAGGGCUGCAGAGCCUCGCUCCAGGGUCUGGCCAGGAAAAGAGCAGCUAUGUAGAUUAGGUCCUAAAGAAGAUGAGGGUCAGCUUCGGGGUUUAUGUGGAUGGGCACAAGACUGCUUUAAGGUUGGGAGAAUGAAGAGAGGAGGAAUUGAUGGGGAAAAAGAAGGGUGCAGCUGCCAGCAGAGCAUCAAAAUGUCCAAGUCAUUUCUAUUAAGGGGAACAGAACCUCUCUUUUCCUUUCUACCCUUAGAGUUACCAAAGAAUAGAAAAGGACUGUUACAUUCCUUAUUAUAUAUGCAGUGUGGGGUGGGAAGAAUGAAGAAACUGCUGAGAGAAGGGUCCAGAGAGGGGGAGAUCAUUUUGCUAAGUUCAAGUAUGAGUCAGGAAACAGCUCUGGUAAUGGAAGCCAGGCCCUUGGCUUCCUCUGGAGCUCCUGGAAGCUGAUCCCAGGAUGGCUGAGCUGUGGGAAUGGUCAGUGAUGUUAAUGAUAACACAGAAGUGGAGCCUUCUCCAGCCCCUGGUCUUCCUAAACAAUCUCCCUCUAUACAGCCCCAUAAACUGUUACCCCAACACCCCCAAGCCCUGAAAUUUUCCUUGAUUUCAUAAAUAAAUCUUUCUUUCUC